This is a messenger RNA of Spinacia oleracea (spinach), 2923 nucleotides long. Its product is annotated as G-type lectin S-receptor-like serine/threonine-protein kinase At1g67520. Gene Ontology annotation, cellular component: plasma membrane. Gene Ontology annotation, molecular function: ATP binding; protein serine/threonine kinase activity. The coding region runs from base 97 to 2658 and encodes 853 amino acids. Lineage: Eukaryota; Viridiplantae; Streptophyta; Magnoliopsida; Caryophyllales; Amaranthaceae. The transcript is spliced from 7 exons. The record is from RefSeq and is a predicted model, not a curated record. Gene Ontology annotation, biological process: protein phosphorylation.
AUAAUAAAUCUAUGUACUUGCAAUAAGUCGAAGUUAGUUUUUAUAAGAGUUGUAUACUUAAGUAACAAACAAAUCCAAAAAGUUUUCCAAGAAAUUAUGCACUUGGCUCAGAGAGAACACAUUAUUUCCUGGUACUUAUGCUUGGGGUUAGUCCUGGGUUCUUGUUAUUCAAUAACAGACAGUCUGAAACAAGGGUAUCAGCUUAAUGAUGGUGAGUAUUUGGUUUCAGCUGGAAAGGUCUUCACAUUAGGAUUCUUCGUCCCAAAACAGCAGACAACUGUUGGCUAUUUUACUCCAGAAAGUGUUGAGAACUGCUACAUCGGCAUUUGGUAUACUUACGAUGAAGAUAAGAAACCAGUAUGGGUUGCCAACCGAAACAGACCAAUCUCCAAGGGUUCUGGAGCACUUGUUAUUGAUAGAAACGGUGACUUAAAGAUCUUACACAAAGGUUUGACCACAAUUGUAUUAACUUCUAGUCAAGGAAUAACCAGAAAAACAGUUGCUGUUCUUACAGAUAACGGCAACUUUGUGUUGCGAGAACUGAAUUUAGAAAAGGUAUUGUGGCAGAGCUUUGAUUAUCCAACAGACACACUUCUUCCUGGAAUGAGAUUGGGGUUUAACAUGAAAACUGGACAGAAUUGGUCAAUUACUUCAUGGGUAAAUGAUCAAGUUCCUGCACUUGGGCCUUUCACCCUUGGCACUGAUCCAAAUGGUACAAACCAGUUGAUUAUGUGGAGAAGAGGUAAAAUUCACUGGAGUAGUGGAAUUUGGAACGAUAGUAAAUUCGAGAACCUAAAUGAUAACCUUUAUAGUUUUGAUUAUGUCUCAAAUGAGGAUGAAAGGUACUUCACCUUGUCCUUGGUUCACAAUUGGCAUAUCAGUUUUCCAAUGUAUCAAAUAAGUGGACAAGGUAUAAUAAGUAAAUUAGACUUCUCCAGAUGGGGCUCCGUAGGGUUAUUUCUGUUUAGUCUUGUUGAUUGCAAAAACAUAUCUCAUCAACUUGCUCUAGGAUGUGUAGAGAAACAGCUGCCAGAAUGUAGAAAUAAACACCGGUUUGAGAAAACCAAAGGUUAUGUUGUUUCUGAGGGUUUCAAGUAUGAAGAGCAAAACUAUAUCUUAGGUGUGGCUGAUUGUGAAGCCAAGUGCUUGACCAACUGCUCUUGUGUUGCAUAUGCUUCUAUCUACAGUAAUGGAACUGGUUGCCAGUUUUGGAGUGAUAUCACACACUUAGUUGUUGAUGAAGAUGAAUUUGUCGUUUCUUAUUACAGAGAGUUGUAUAUCCAAACAGAAUACAGGUUGAGAGUUCAACCGCAACAAAUAUUUUGGUGGAUAUGGCUCAUUGUCGGAACAGCUGCCCUUCUGCUGCUCCUGCCAUUUGCAUGGUUAGGCUAUCGCGUCAAAAAGAGUUUGCUCAAAAUAACACAUUGUUUUGUGCAAUGUUUUUCUGUUCUGGGCUUUAUUGUACGACAAAUCCUCAAAAAAUAUAUUUUGCGGUUAUAUUAUAAUGUCCAAAGGAGCCUCGAAGAAGAAACACGCCAAAUGGAAGAGGAGAUCUUACCAUCAGAGCUAGAUUCGAGUGUUGAUCAGAGUGAUCACUCUGCUGGAUGGAGGAAGAAGAGAAAACUACUCAGAAUUAGCAAGAAGAACGGAAUGGGAGUAUUUUCUCUCAAAAGCAUGGUUCGAGCAACUGAUAACUUCUUAUCAUCAAAUAAACUUGGCCAAGGAGGAUAUGGAAUAGUUUACAAGGGUAUGUUAGAGGAUGGCCAACAAGUAGCGAUAAAGAGGCUUUCAAGAACGUCAAGGCAAGGUAGAUUAGAGUUCAUGAAUGAGAUAAAGCUAGUUGCUAAGUUACAACACACCAAUCUUGUCAAGCUUAUUGGAUGCUGCAUUGAACAAGGAGAAAAAAUGGUGGUAUAUGAAUAUAUGCACAACAAAAGCUUGGAUUGUUUCCUAUUUGAUUCAGACAGAAAAACACUUGUUGAUUGGAAGACACGUUUCAAUAUUAUCGAGGGGAUAGCUCAAGGACUCCUCUACCUUCACAAAUAUUCAAGACUGAAGAUAAUUCAUAGAGACUUGAAAGCAGGAAACAUAUUACUUGAUCAAGACAUGAAUCCAAAGAUUUCAGAUUUCGGCAUGGCAAAAAUAUUUGAGCUAAAUGAGUCAGGAGCAAAUACCAAAAGAGUUGUUGGGACAUUUGGUUAUAUGCCUCCAGAAUAUGCACAGGACGGAUAUUUUUCAGUCAAGUCGGAUGUUUUUAGUUUUGGGGUGUUGUUGCUAGAAAUCAUCAGUGGCAAGAAGAACAACGCAUCUUACUGCUUAGACCGUUUACUCAACCUGGUUGGAUAUGCAUGGGAGUUAUCGGCAGAGAAUAGAGGUUCAGAGUUGAUCGACCAAACCUUAAUUUUAGAUGGUGAAGACCAUGCAGAAGCAAUGAGGUGUAUCAAUGUGGGUCUCUUAUGCGUGCAAGAUCACCCAGAAGAUCGACCCACCAUGUCAACCGUAGUAGCCAUGAUUAGCAAUGAGACUAGUGAGCUGCCUGAACCAAAAAAGCCUGCCUUUUUCAUAGGCCAGGAUUCAACACAAGGAGAGCAUCUCCAACAUGAUUUAGAGCAGGGCUCCUUAAAUGAUGCAUCAAUCACAGAGAUGGAAGCUAGAUAAUACUAUGCAUAAUGUUUCACUACGGUCUAUAUAUAAUUUCAACUUUCAAGUGACCACAGUCCCAGUAAUUUAAUCUCAGACUUAGCAUGGAAAUAAUCACUUAAUAUCUUCGGGAUGGAAAAUAGAUCUUCCAUAUACUGAACAAUUUUUGUCAUCAUACUUGUAUGAAAUACACCUGUUGAGUACGAAAUAUGAUACAGGUGUAUGAUAAUCACUAGCUUAAGACCCGGUUAUUACUAAAAUAGUUUAUUAUUUAUUUAUUACA